AGUUUUUGUUUGUCAUGGUCCAAGCAACAAAAUAAAAUCAAUGCAUAUGAAAUAGAUACUUCUACAAUCUUAGCGAAUCUCAAAUGCCAUAGUGGCAAUUUAAGAUGACAGCAGCACAUUAGUAGAUAAAGAUUCACCUAAAUGAAGUGUCCUGGAGCUGAGGGCUUCUGAAUAGGUCAGAUGGAUCACACUGAGGGAUCAGUCUAAACCGUGUAUGUUUUUCAGAUGUCACGGGCCAAACCGGAGGAGGAUGAGUACCGGAACAGCUCCAAAUUUAAAGUGUUCACAUUUGAUGAUGAUGAUGACGAUGAGUUUUCACGGCUGAAAGAGUCGAAGCGGGCCGUGAACAGCAUCCUGGUGAAUGAUGAUGAGGAUGAUGACGAAGAUGAUGAUGAGAGAGUCAGCUGGAGCGGGGAACCUGUGGGAAGCAUCUCUUGGUCAGUGAAGGAACCCGCCUCCAGUAUCCGCUCAGGCAGCGAGCAGAGCUUUCCCAAAAUAGACACCACUCCGUCAUGGUCUAAACAGGGGUCUGGAUACUCCCUGAGCUCCCUGUUUAAAGGUAAUCUACAUCCUUCUCCGAAUGAUUUUGUCAGUGACCUGAGUCCUGAGGAAACCGUGAGAAGAAUGCAGAAAGGACGGGCUUGUUCUCUAGAAAAGUUCUGCUCUCUGCAAGACAAACUUCUGCUGCUAGAUGAAGCCGUUGCAGUUUAUGAUGUCAACCUCAUCACUGCUGUCUUGAUAUAUUUAAAAAAGUCAUUAAGCAAAGAAAUUCUCUUUCGAGAGUUAAUGGAGAGAGAUGUGGCUUUGCGUCAUUACGUGCAUUAUUUAAAAGAAAUGGGAGAACAAAAGCUUUUGGUUGAGUUACUGAAGGCUCUUGGCAGGACAGAAGAUAUGGCGUUGAUGCAAUACAAAGAACACAUAAAUAUUAAAGAUGAAGGCCGAAGAAGAGACUUCCUCAAAAGUUGCCUCAGCCUUCCUUUCUCUCAAGAUGAUGCCUCUCAUGUUCAAGACCACUAUACACUCCUCGAGAGACAAAUAAUCAUAGAGGUGAGGGAUAAGCACGUUGACAAGAAGGCAGAUGCAGAAAUCUUUAAGAAGUUCCCUAGAAAAGCAUCCAUCCUUAAUAUGCCAAUCAUCACCACAUUGUAAUACUCCUGCUUUUAUCAUUACGGAGAGACAGAGGGAACUUUUAGCAGCCCUUCGAACAUUAGAAAAACUUUCCGGAUUUCAGAAAAGCAGUAUAUUCUCACGGCUCUUUGCGCAAGAGCCAAGUUGAAAUCCUAGUUUGAUGUGGAUAGUCUGUUCAACACCAAGAACUGGCUAGGAUACACCAAGAAAAGAUCUCCCAUUGCCUUUCACAGAGUGGUGGACAUCCUGCAGAAGAACAGCGCCCCUCUAAACGUGCUGCAGGAGUACAUGAACCUCAUCGAUGACCCAGAGCUCAAGCUCAGCGUGGCUCUGAAAUAUAAAUGUCAUGACAUCGUCAUCAAUCAAAUCAGAUGGAAAAACAGACAGUUGGAAAGAGUGACACGAGGCAGUGGUGGGCAGAUGUGUGUCAGAGCUCUUUCAUAGACAGUGUUACACAAAAAACACUAUAAAGCUGCUUAAUAUGGAGUUAAUCCUUAACAAACAGGAAUGAGAUCCUCACAGCCAUUGAACUAUUCAAAGAACCAGUGGAGCGAGUCAUUCAGAGUGAUUCUUUUGCAAAUGCAUCUGUUCUGUGUAUGAUUAAACUGCCAACUCUACAGCUGAACAUUUCUAAAGGAAGGCUAUCGCUGGUGGCUUAUGUGAAGAGCGUACUCUUUCACCCCUCACACCUUUUUGUUAGCACAUGUAUGAAAUUUAGAACAUUUCUGACACUCUUUUUAU
Messenger RNA from Carassius carassius (crucian carp), 1869 nucleotides. It is a transcript of the gene vipas39, whose product is annotated as VPS33B interacting protein, apical-basolateral polarity regulator, spe-39 homolog. Lineage: Eukaryota; Metazoa; Chordata; Actinopteri; Cypriniformes; Cyprinidae. Gene Ontology annotation, cellular component: cytoplasm. The record is from RefSeq and is a predicted model, not a curated record. Gene Ontology annotation, biological process: intracellular protein transport; vacuolar transport.